Molecule: messenger RNA, 1293 nt
Organism: Nymphaea colorata (pocket water lily)
Lineage: Eukaryota; Viridiplantae; Streptophyta; Magnoliopsida; Nymphaeales; Nymphaeaceae
Product: glycine-rich RNA-binding protein 2, mitochondrial
Exons: 5
Coding region: 165-1076 (303 amino acids)
Molecular function (GO): RNA binding
Source: RefSeq, a predicted model, not a curated record
GGACGGUCAUCGAUUCUCCUUGUGAUCACGGACGGCUGAGAUUGUCCUCACGAUCUUAUAAAUAUCUUCCCACUUCCCUGCGCCGCCCGAAAACCCUCGGGGUUUAAGCAAAGGAGAGGAAGGAAGUCACUCGGCGAAGGGGAAACCCUUCGAAGGAUUUCAGAAUGGCUUUUGCUAGUAAGAUCGGCAAUCUACUGAAACAAACUGUAAGCAGACAUGUUGGAUCUGGAACAUCUUCCCCUGCAAAUCCAUCAUUAUUUCAGGCUCUACGUUUCAUGUCAUCUUCAAAAUUGUUUGUUGGAGGGCUUUCAUAUGGCACUGAUGACACCAGCCUAAGGGAUGCAUUUUCCAGCUACGGGGAGGUUAUUGAAGCGAGGGUCAUCAUGGAUCGGGAAACUGGUAGAUCUCGAGGUUUUGGUUUUAUAACCUUUACAUCGUCUGACGAAGCUUCUUCUGCUAUUAGUGCUAUGGACGGCAAGGAUCUUCAUGGGCGGUUAAUUCGUGUGAAUUAUGCGACAGACAGGUCAGGGGGGUUCCGUGGUGGAUAUGGAGGUGGGGGUGGUGGCUAUGGUGGUGGAGGUUAUGGGGGCGGUGGGUAUGGUGGCGGUGGAUAUGGUGGUGGUGGUGGAUAUGGUGGUGGUGGCUAUGGUGGCAAUCAAGGUGGGUAUGGUGGUGGAAGUAGUGGUGGUGGCUAUGGUGGCAAUCAAGGUGGGUAUGGUGGUGGAAGUAGUGGUGGUGGCUAUGGUGGCAAUCAAGGUGGGUACGGUGAAGGUGGCAAUUAUGGUGUUGCUGGAGGUGCUGGUGGCAAUGCUGACAACUACAACAGUGGUGGUGGCAGCUAUGGUGGAACCGGUGGUUUGAGUUAUGGAGGCUCUGGUGGCAGCAGCGGCUAUGGUUCUGGUAACCCCGGUGUUGCAGGAGGCAGUGGAAAUUAUGCCAGCCACGGUGUGGAUGAUGGAGGCUACAACGUCCCACCACCAUCGACUGCUGAUCAAGGCCUCGAAGAGCCAUUGGAAGGAAAUUACAGAGAUGAUGAUGAUGAACCUGAUGGCUAUGCUGACAAACGGUCUGCCUGAACAGUAAUCAGUACGUGUAAAGAUUGGCCGAACAAUCAUCAGACUCUAAGAGAAGCUUGUCGACGAUGAUCUUUGUGUUCAUCGUAUUUCUAUUCCGGUUUUAGUUUUGUUAUUCCUCUGUUUAAAUUCUCUACUGGUGAAGUGGAAACAGUUAUCAAACGAACGGUUUUGCAAAUCAAUGGUGACAAAAAAAAGAUUCGCUCCUUGUUAUGGUUAA